GAAACCCCGAAACCUCCCGCGGCGGCAGCUCCGUGCGGCGGCGGCGGCUGCGACCCGCUCCCGGCCGGCGCCUCCCCCCGCGGCCGCCCGCCCCCGCCCCACCGGCACCGUGCGACAUGGCAGGGGUGGCAGGAGGUGGAGGCGGUGGCGGCAGCAACGACUUCCAGUGGUGCUUCUCCCAGGUGAAGGGGGCUAUCGACGAGGACGUGGCGGAAGCUGAUAUUAUUUCAACAGUUGAAUUUAAUUACUCUGGUGAUCUUCUUGCAACAGGAGACAAAGGUGGCAGAGUGGUUAUAUUUCAAAGGGAACAAGAGAAUAAAAGCCGUCCUCAUUCUAGGGGAGAAUAUAAUGUUUACAGUACCUUUCAGAGUCACGAGCCCGAGUUUGACUACUUGAAAAGUCUAGAAAUUGAGGAAAAAAUCAAUAAAAUUAGGUGGUUACCACAACAGAAUGCUGCUCAUUUCCUGCUGUCUACAAAUGAUAAAACUAUUAAGUUAUGGAAAAUAAGUGAAAGGGAUAAAAGAGCCGAAGGCUAUAAUUUAAAAGAUGAAGAUGGAAGACUUAGGGAUCCUUUCAGAAUUACAGCACUACGGGUGCCAAUAUUGAAACCCAUGGACCUCAUGGUAGAAGCAAGUCCCAGAAGGAUAUUUGCAAAUGCACAUACUUACCACAUAAACUCUAUUUCAGUAAAUAGUGAUCAUGAAACAUACCUUUCUGCAGAUGACCUAAGAAUUAACCUAUGGCAUUUAGAAAUCACAGAUAGAAGUUUUAAUAUUGUAGAUAUUAAGCCUGCUAACAUGGAGGAGCUGACAGAAGUGAUUACUGCUGCCGAGUUCCACCCGCAUCACUGCAACGUGUUUGUGUACAGCAGCAGCAAAGGCACCAUCCGGCUGUGCGACAUGCGCUCCUCGGCCCUCUGCGACAGGCACUCCAAGUUUUUUGAAGAGCCUGAAGAUCCUAGCAGCAGAUCGUUUUUUUCAGAAAUAAUAUCGUCGAUAUCUGAUGUAAAGUUCAGCCACAGUGGCCGCUACAUGAUGACAAGAGACUACCUUUCUGUUAAAGUGUGGGAUCUCAAUAUGGAAAACAGGCCUGUAGAGACAUAUCAAGUUCACGAGUAUCUUCGGAGCAAGCUUUGUUCCCUGUACGAGAACGACUGCAUCUUUGACAAAUUUGAGUGCUGCUGGAACGGUUCUGAUAGUGCUAUCAUGACUGGAUCUUACAACAACUUCUUCCGGAUGUUUGACCGGAACACGCGCCGGGACAUCACCCUGGAGGCGUCCAGGGAGAGCAGCAAGCCUCGUGCCAUCCUAAAGCCACGCAAGGUCUGCACGGGCGGCAAGAGGAAGAAGGACGAGAUCAGCGUCGACAGUCUGGACUUCAACAAGAAGAUUCUUCAUACAGCGUGGCACCCCAUGGAGAACAUCAUCGCCGUGGCUGCCACCAAUAAUUUGUAUAUAUUCCAGGACAAAAUUAACUAAAGGUGACUGACUUGGGGACGGAGUCAUCGUCUUGCAUAGUUAAGCUCAGUUGUUUAUCUGUCAAAGAGAAGGCCUUGUUGUCCUACCGGUGAAGAACAUUGAUGCACUUACUGCCCUUUAGGUAAAGGAGAGGAUCUGGCCUGGCUUUUGAGUUCACGAGAUAGUUCUGCCUGCGGUGGGGUCGGGAGAGACCCUCCAGAGGCAGAACUGGUGGACAGUGCUCAAUACGGCCAAUACUCCAAACACCUGUAUUUAUUUCAGUCCGAGCCUUCCUUUCCAGUUUAUAGACCAAAAAUUUAACACCCAAGAAGAAAAAUUGUCAUUAAAACAUCAUUUCUCUCUCUCAUGCUCUCUCUGCUGUAAUAUUUGGGCCUUUCAGAACAUUUAUUGUGCUUAACGACGCCUGUAAACAUUCCUCCUCUGGCCUGUGUCUGGGCUUAGGUGUUGUACCCUGGAGCACUUCGGUAGGUCUCGAGUUGGGUUCGUAGGCAGGUUUCCAUGGAUAUUUACUCACCAACUGUAUCUAUAACCACACCUUCUGGUGUAAACCACUUAAUAAAAUAACAAGCUAUAAAAAGUGUUUUUAAAUCUGAAGGUAUGUAUUCAGUCUUUUUAUUUUUCUAUUGCAUGUCCUGAGGUUGUGCAGAGUAAUUCCCAUGGGCACAUCUGCCAACAGCCCCAACAUGAUGGUUUUUGGCAGACUGAUAGAGAACUCUUUUUGUGUAGUAUUUCAGAUUGUAAGUUUGGAGUUUCCAUGAGGUUGUUGUUCAGUUGGAGUGGCGCUGGUUUGCUGGUGAAGGGCUGACUGUGCCCAGAGGGGACGGCGGAGGGCAGGGCAGGCUCGGGGCCUUAAGGGAGGUGACGAGCCCAGAUGUGGGACACCUGCUUGGAGAGAAAAACUGGGUUCGCCCGAUGCCUCUCACUGUUAGAGACCUUACGUGCAUUACGGUUUUUAACCUUUUUAGUCUUUGUGACAAAGAUGCAGUUGAUGUUAUGUGUGUGGCACCGGGGUUCCCGCCAGCAGCCUGGGCUCGGCCAGGGCCCCGAGGCUGCUCUCACUCUGCUCUUGCAAACUGCGGUUUAAGCCUUAGCUACCUUUUUUUUUUUAAUCCAAGGAGGCCUAAAAGCCCUGGCCCUGCUCCUCGCCCAGGCGAGAAACCACCCCGAGUCACGGCACGUGGCAGCAGCGCGGCGGGGCUCAGGUGCUGCCGCAUGGCCUGUGCCUGCAGCAGCAGCAGCUCCCUGCAGGGAGCCAGCUCCUUCCUGAGUGGCUGCACGGCAGCUCCCGGCGCUCCCCGUGCCACACACGGCAGCUCCCGGCGCUCCUCGUGCAGUGCCCAGUGCUCCUUGUGCCACGCAGGGUUUCUGACCGGGACCUGUGUGCACGAGAGCGCAAUGUCUUUCUCCUUACCCCACCUCACACCCCUGGUGCCACACUCGUUCACAGUAAGUUAGUACCUACAGCUAACCUUCGGAGUCUAAGAUAAAGCUUAAACUAAAACCUGCUGUAGAAGGGUUGUGACACCCUUUUAAAGGUGUGCAGUGUGGGAUGUGGGGGCACUGGGGCAUGAGCUGUGCUCGUCCCUGCAGGGCACAGUGGAGCUAACACAACGGGACUGUACAGACUUGUUCAAUUACUUUGACCAAAAAGUUUAAUAAAUUUUAAAUGUUUACCCA
Colius striatus (speckled mousebird) is the source of this 3155-nucleotide messenger RNA. RefSeq names its product protein phosphatase 2 regulatory subunit Bdelta (gene PPP2R2D). Gene Ontology annotation, biological process: peptidyl-serine dephosphorylation. The transcript is spliced from 10 exons. Lineage: Eukaryota; Metazoa; Chordata; Aves; Coliiformes; Coliidae. Gene Ontology annotation, molecular function: protein phosphatase regulator activity; protein binding. Gene Ontology annotation, cellular component: cytosol; protein phosphatase type 2A complex. The record is from RefSeq and is a predicted model, not a curated record. Bases 117 to 1478 code for a protein of 453 amino acids.